This is a messenger RNA of Microthlaspi erraticum, 546 nucleotides long. The record is from the annotation of a GenBank genome assembly. NCBI's taxonomy places the organism in Eukaryota, Viridiplantae, Streptophyta, Magnoliopsida, Brassicales, Brassicaceae.
AUGGACCCCAACGAUCCUAACGUCUAUGAAUGGAAGAAAACGAAGGACCACAUCCAGAUGCUUGGUUUUUGGGCCGAUGGUAACUACGGCAUUAUGACAUGGUGUCCUUGCGGUGAGGGUUUGAUCCAAGAAGUUGUUGACGGGACAAGAUACUACACAUGCGAGCAGUACAAGUACGACAGCGUCCUUCACGUUCGGAAGAGGUGGGAUCUGGCUAUUGAAGAGGAGGUUCUUAGGCUAAGGGAUUCAAAUGAAGCGCAGACCACGAAGAUUCGUCAACUUAAUGGGGAGCUUGACAUUGCUAAAAGGAAGGCUACAAGGGAGGUUGGAGAGGAGGUUGCGAAGCUCAAGGAGGAGAAUGCAGAGCAGGCAAACCAGAUUCGUGACCUCACUGCUCAACAGGAAAAGACAAUUACCGAGGUUAGACAGCUGUGGGACUCGGUCCUGUCCCUAAGCUGCGGGUGUCAGCCGUGCAAGGACAACUAUCUAUCUCGCUUUUAUGCAUGUCUACAACUAAGUGGUUUUUAUGCUAUGUUUGAAGUGUAA